Messenger RNA from Eufriesea mexicana, 1170 nucleotides. RefSeq names its product odorant receptor 13a. NCBI's taxonomy places the organism in Eukaryota, Metazoa, Arthropoda, Insecta, Hymenoptera, Apidae. The transcript is spliced from 7 exons. Gene Ontology annotation, biological process: detection of chemical stimulus involved in sensory perception of smell; sensory perception of smell. The record is from RefSeq and is a predicted model, not a curated record. Gene Ontology annotation, molecular function: odorant binding; olfactory receptor activity. Gene Ontology annotation, cellular component: plasma membrane. The coding region runs from base 1 to 1170 and encodes 389 amino acids.
AUGGAAGGGAAUGGCAAACUGUUCACUGGUGAGGAUUACGAUAAACUGAUUAAACCAGUCAUGUUAACCGGGAGGAUUAUUUCGAUUUGGCCAUUGGCAGAGGAUAGUAGCAGGGCAACGAUACUGUUUAGGAAAUUACAUCUGUUCUGCAUGUUUUUCUUAGUGGUGGCGAUGUCCAUCGCAGUGACGGCCGACGUGAUUCACAAUAUCGAUGACUUGGACGAGGCGACCGAAUGUGCACUGAUUUGUACAGCGUUUUACCUUUGUAUAGUUCGUUUGGUAGUGUACUCAUACCAUCAGAAGGAUAUGCUUUACGUGAUGAACACGAUGAAAGAGGAUUGGAUUUCGUCCUCAGAUGAAGAUCGGAUCAUUUUAGCGGAGAAAACGAUGUUUGCUUUUCGUCUCGCAAAAUAUUUCAUCAGUACCGUGGCUGUAACUAUUGUGUUAUUCAUGUGCGUUCCGAUUUUAGAGAUUUACGUAAUUGGAGCUAACGAGAAAGUACUUCCUUUUCGAGGUUAUUUUUUCAUCAAUCAAUCCGUAUCUCCAGUUUUCGAGUGCCUUUAUCUAUUUAAUGUAACUGCUGGUGGCUUUGGCGGAAGCAUGAUCGCCGGUGCGACUAGUUUCAAUUUGGUAGUAAUAAUGCAUGGCUCCGCCAAGUUUGCGGUCCUGCGGAAAAGGCUGGAGGCUCUAAGCAGCGAAGAUCCCAACUCUACCGCCAUUAUGGGCAGUUACGUGAUUCGUCACCAGGAGGCGAUAGAAUACGCGGAUGCACUGGAAAGGAUCAUAAACAUUUUAGCUUUGGGACAAUUCGUCAUUAGCACUGGCUUGAUUUGCUUCGCUGGAUUCCAGAUCACCUCGAUGAUGGAGGACAAGGGUCGCCUGAUGAAAUAUUCCACGUUCCUCAACUCUGCCAUUCUCGAGCUGUUCAUGUUUAGUUUCAGUGGAAAUGGCCUAAUUGACGAGAGCGAAGCAGUGGGUAUAUCAGCUUAUGGCAGUGGAUGGAUUGGUAGCCAUUUUUGUCAGAGUCUCCAGAUCAUGAUGAUGCGCUCGAGGAUUCCCAGCAAGAUAACUGCAGCGAAAUUCUACAGCAUGUCCUUGGAGAGUUUCUCAGCGGUUCUGAGUACGUCGUUCUCAUACUUCACGGUUCUCUCAGCCACCAAAGACAAUUAA